Messenger RNA from Humulus lupulus (European hop), 1138 nucleotides. Its product is annotated as TMV resistance protein N-like. NCBI's taxonomy places the organism in Eukaryota, Viridiplantae, Streptophyta, Magnoliopsida, Rosales, Cannabaceae. Gene Ontology annotation, biological process: defense response; signal transduction. The coding region runs from base 4 to 903 and encodes 299 amino acids. The record is from RefSeq and is a predicted model, not a curated record. The transcript is spliced from 2 exons.
AAAAUGAAUGAAGAUGUGUCUGAUCCCCACCCAAAUAUCAAUCAUGUUGACCUCUCUUUGAAGCCAAGUAUGGAUGCAGAUGAUGAUCAGCAUCAGAAGAAGAAGAAGAAGAAGAAGUACGAUGUUCUUAUCAGUUUCAGAGGAGAAGAUACCAGCAAAACUAUUACUAGUCAUCUUGAUAAUGCACUCAAGGAAAGAGGGACUGAAACGUACAUUGACUAUAAACUUGAGAGAGGAGAAGAGAUUUCCAAAGCUCUUUUGGAUGCCAUUGAGGACUCCAAAUGCUCUGUAGUUAUUUUCUCCAAAAAUUAUGCUACUUCGUCGUGGUGCUUGGAUGAGCUUGAGCAUAUUAUCCAAUGUAAGAAAGAGCAGAUGCAAAUUGUUCUGCCCGUGUUUUAUAAUGUUGAUCCAAUUAAUGUGCGCAGUCAGAAAGAAAGUUAUGCAGAUGCGUUUGUGAAACUUGAACAGCGUUUCCCUGAUACCAAAACACAAAAAUGGAGGAGUGCUCUAACUGAAGCAGCUCAUCUUUCUGGAUGGCACAUUUCAGAAAAGGACAACAGGAAUGAUGCUGACUUAGUUGACGAAAUUGUCAAACAUAUUAGAGGGAAAUUGAAAACUCCAUCUUCAAUUGAUUAUUUAGAGAAAGGCUUAGUUGGAAUCAAUGAGCGUAUUGAUGAUCUCGACAAAUUGUUAGCAAAAGCUUCCAAGGUAGGAAUUUGUGGCAUGGGUGGGCUGGGUAAGACCACCCUAGCUGAAGUUGUAUUCGAACGGUCUCAUCAUCAAUUUGAUCAUGGGUGCAUUUUAAAAGAUGUUCGAGAACAAAUCGAAAAAAAAUGGAUCAAAUUAUAUGGAAAUAGAUUUUGUCAAAAGACUAUCAAAGGAAGAAAUUGGAGAUUUGGAUGAUGCAAAAAAGAAAAUGCUAAGUCAGAAAAAGUUGCUGUUAGUUCUUGAUGAUGUGGAUAACUUGGAACAUUAUGAAGCUUUGCUUAAAGAUGAACGUGAUUGAUUAAACUCUGAAAGUAAAGUUAUCAUAACAAGCAGAGAUAAACAAGUACUUCGAAAUAUUGUUAGAGGCAACGAAAACAUAUACGACUUACAGAUACUAAAUGAAGAAGAAGCUCUUAAACUCUUCUUGUUG